GCGGCGGUGAGGUGGCGCGCAAGUUGAUGUGAUGAUGCGGACAGUUGAGCUGACUUGACGUGCGUAGUGCUCGUGCAUCGCGUGUGGAGCAAAGUGUGUGUAACAUCGGCGCCGUGUGGAGGAGCUUGCUUGCUUUCGGGAAUCGCGCGUGCAUCGCAUUCUGUGCCCGGCGAGUGAGGUAUGGUGUGUGUUUCGUCUCUGGAGUCGAAGCUUUCGUCCGACGCAAACAUCGGCGCCUUCAUCGCCGUGUGCAUAUGGCAGAUCAAGGAAACUUGUCGAGGAUGUUUCUGGUCAAACUUUCUGAAGGGAUGGAUUUGACCAAGUUUUCUUGAAGGGACGGAUUUGGCUGAUGUGGCCCAGCCCCUCGCCUCGCCCCGCCCCGCCGCCCUCUGAUAAGUGAAAAAUUUGAUGUGAUGUUUCCCCGUCUGGACAUGAGGACAAGGGUGUGAAGUUCUUUCUCUCUCCCUGUCAGUCUGUUGAGCUCUAAUUAGUCAUCAUCAGUUUAUCCCAAUUAUCGCCAAUUAACUAAAUCAGUAAUCGGUAAGUGGCAAAUAUAUCUCUGCUCGCCGAUUGUUUCUGCUACUACCUCAGACCGUGUACCUGUCAGAGGCAGAGAUGGCUCGACUUGUGCCAGCGGUCGCUGCCGCUGGCACAGUGGCUGGUGGAGCGUGUUCCAAGCAGCCGGGCUUGUUUCGCUGCUGGUCCUUUGGAGAUGGCGGCGGUCGGCCGGCAGGCAACGGUGGUAGCGCAGCCCCACAGCAGCAGAAACAGCUUCUUCAUAUGAGUCCGGUCGUUGUGGGCGGUCAACGAGGCUAUGGCGGACGGAGAGCAGCUUGCUCAGCCUGCUGUUCGUCAUUCUUGACGAGGAGGAAUAGCAUAAGAGUGGCAGACUCGAGAGGAUCUGAGAAUGUGUCGCUGCGUCAGCGGGCUGGAUGCCGCCGCCGCAGAGGUUUCAAUUUCGCCGUUCGAUGCGACGGCACGCAACCGGCCAAGGGAGGUGCGGAAGGCUUGCGAGAUGUUUAUCCUGAAGUAAUGGAAGUCGAGCAAGAGUCCAGUUACUUGGAUCUUCUUUUUGAAACGGAUUCCGAGAUGAUUUUCCGACGGCAUUAUGAGAUAAUGUUUCUGAUCCAUGAAGACCACUUCGAGGAGGUGGAUGACAUCAUCAAGAAUCUUAAAGAUUUUGUUGUCGAGAAGAAGGGAGUGAUCUGGCGAGUCAAUGAUUGGGGAAUGAGAACUCUUGCAUACAAGAUUAAGAAGCGGGGUAAGCGGGCAGCAGCGAGGGCGAACUACGUUCUGAUGAACAUUGAAAUGUCUCCAGAGGCGCUCGCAGAGCUGGACAAGAAACUGUUAACGGACGACAGAAUCAUCCGGCGAAUGAUCCUGCAACAGAAAGCCGGUAUUUCAGAAGACUGCCCAGCACCGCCAGAUUACGAGGCACAACGAGCGGCAGCGAGCAGGAGGGGCAGUGAAGUCGACGAUGAGGAUGAAGACGAGUAUGAAUAUGAAGAGGUUAUAGAGUAUGUAUAUGAGGGCGAUGAUGUUGAGGACGGUGAAGAGGUUGAAUACGAGGAGGUGGUUGAGAUGCUGGAGGAGGAGGAGGAGGAGGAAGGGGAGGAGGAGGAGGAGGAGGCAGAGAUUGGAAAGGGCGAGGAGGGCCAAAGGCAGACUGUGGCUGCUUCUGGUUGACCCUGUUCGUUGGGUCUGGGUCAUGAGUGUCAUUUGUCCUUCGAAGUAUGGCAUGCCUCUUCAAAUGAAGUCUCAGCCUCGCACCCGAAUCUCGACACCGUACCAGUGUUCAGAAGAGGGGAAGCACAGUUUUUGGGCUGCAGGCAGCGUCCGGAUUCUUUUGACUUGUAGUCUGUAAAUUCUGCUUUCGUAAGGAGUAGGUAAUCACCGUUUCGGUCGGUCGGGGGAUCCGUUGAAAUUGGAACGAUACAGAGAAAGAAGGUUGUUAGGGCCCCUGUGCAAGGAUGAAACACGUGCAAAAAAAGAAGAAGAAGAAGGUAAGCACUCUUUUUCAGUGCAGUGGUGCAAAUGUAUUGCCCUCAUUACCACGGCACCAAGAAGAAGUCGUUUGGUUUGAAUCUGAUCUAACGAGCUCGCAUUUUGCGCACUUAGUUGUGUUUUAUUAUGAAUCCUUUGUCCUGAUUUCUUUUUCACAUUCUUUCCUUAUUCCUCCUACAAAGGUUUGCUGCCAAAAAAGAAGUAGUUUGUUUGGUUAUAUGCUUGUAUAUGUGCCAUAGCUGGUUAUUUGCUUUUGAGG
Molecule: messenger RNA, 2263 nt
Organism: Chara braunii
Lineage: Eukaryota; Viridiplantae; Streptophyta; Charophyceae; Charales; Characeae
Source: the annotation of a GenBank genome assembly